This is a messenger RNA of Drosophila kikkawai, 1130 nucleotides long. RefSeq lists its product as uncharacterized. NCBI's taxonomy places the organism in Eukaryota, Metazoa, Arthropoda, Insecta, Diptera, Drosophilidae. The record is from RefSeq and is a predicted model, not a curated record.
UGAUCGGAGUAGCCAUGGACUGACUAUUCAAGCCCCCUUCAAGCUCAUUUUAAACAUUCACAAGGUAAACCAAUAGCCCGAAAUCACACAAAAAACUUUUCCGUAACACUGGACUCCCCUCUGGAGCUGGGACCACAAAAUUUACCAUCAACGGCGACGGCAUGUCAAAGUCAAUGGAAGGCGGCAAGUCAGGUGCAAUAGAGGGCAGCAAGAAGCGCAAUCCAUAUAUCAUGCCAACUAUCCGACAGCUGGCAUACCUUGAUGAGCUGAAGACGCGCCUGCUCUUAAUGCGCGAGCGACAAGCGAUCUUUAUGGAGCAAACGGCCAAGAUGCUAAACGGAAUCAGUUCCGUCAACAUGGUGGGCAAUUCCGUGCUCAAUGAGCCGGCGGCGGACCAAGCCUUACCAUUGCCGGAAGUGAAUGAGGACGAGGCCGAGGAGUCCAAGAGCAACCCCAACAUCAAGACGCUGAUCCAGCGCUUCGAGGAUCUAUGCCAGACUUCGCAGAAAUUUACCGAUUUGCCAGAUGUUCCCGAAGAGCUCGUCAACGUGGAUGUGCGUCGAAUCCUUAAGGGCUACGAAAAGUUGAUCGAGGAAGAAAACAUCAUUCAGCAGUCUUGGCUUCUUCUCAGGAACUCCACUGAGAGUUGUGUGCGUUUUACCACCAAGGAGCAACCCAUGGAGCAGCCCAACCCAGCCAACUUAACCGAGAUCGAAGAGGAAUCCGAGGUGGCAUCAAAAAGUAGUUUUCAGGUGAUUGUUCCGCAAAUAUUGACUUCAUCGUUGUACCCAAACGUGGCAAAAAGUGAAGACAGUGAGGACAAAGAGGGUUGGAAAGUUUUCGAGCCGAAAAAUGAUUUCAAGGAGAGUUCCACCGCCGUGACCCGUGGCCACAAGCGAUGGGGACCCUUCAUGCGACUCAUGAUUCGACUGCUGAAGCCACUGCAUGGCAGUAAAAAAUGCUCGAAGAAGACGAACCAGAAAUGCACUCACACCUCGACUGCCAAGAAGACCAAAAUGCACAAGUAGAAAUGCAGAUCUAAGCCCAUUCCAUACCGCACUAAUUCCCCUGAAAAUAUCCCAAUAAAACACGCACACACCCAGGCCCCCAUAAAUCAAUGGGCAACACCA